CGGGCCUUGCCCCUUUACAUCGUCCUGCGAACUCCUGAACGCACCUUGCCCGCGGAGGAAGCUCAGAUCACUCACAGCCAUGAGGAACACACUGCUGAGGAUGGUGGCCGCCAUGAUGUGCGUGCUGGCCGCAUGCGCCGAUGUCAUGCCCGUGAAAGACUUCAGCGUGGAGAAGAUGGCAGGCAAGUGGUACAUGGUUGGCUUUGCCACCAACGCCGUGUGGUUUGUGAAUCACAAGGCAGGGAUGAAGAUGGGCACUGCUGUGUUGAAGCCAACCGAGGGAGGAGACCUGGACCUGUCCUAUGCCAACCUGAACGCUGAUGGAACAUGCUGGAGAAUGACUCACCUGGCGAGGAAAACCGAAACUCCUGGACGCUUCACCUUCCACAGCCAGGUGUGGAACAAUGACAACGACAUGCGCAUUGUCGAAGUUGUGUACGACGACUACGCUCUGGUCCACACCAUCAAGACAAAGAACGGAGUGUCUGAGGUCCUCAACAAGCUUUACAGUCGCACCCCCGAGUCCAGCGCAGUCCUGCAGCAGAGGUUCACUCAGUUCUCUCUGGACACGGGAAUCCUCGCUGAUAACAUUGCCAUCCUGCCAAAGAACGCUGAGUGUCCCGAGGUCUGAGGAGAGGACCCCACCCCCACCCCCAACACACACCCGCUGCUCUUCACCUCUCGGUCUUCCUGGGCUUUUAUCUCGGGAGUCUUGCGGACGUCUGCAGUGUCGCAAAGCUACACGUGGGACAAUGAAACGCAAAGCAUUUCUCCUCUAAUCCUCGCCGCACGCCAAAGACCAACCCUGGUCCUAGGCCAGACCUCAUUCUCUCCGAUUUGCGCGUUAACUGUGGCAUUAGUGUGGAACAAUAAAGGGCUGAUUGUGGGACAAAAGGGGAAGGGAUAUUGUGAGACUGUGAAAGCUGCCAGUGCCUUUUUCUAACUGCUGAAUUCAUUUGUAGUGUGUUGUCUUUUGUUAAAGUGAAGUCGAAGCCAAUAAAGUUAUUAAAUCAA
Messenger RNA from Mugil cephalus (flathead mullet), 1014 nucleotides. It is a transcript of the gene ptgdsb.1, whose product is annotated as prostaglandin D2 synthase b, tandem duplicate 1. Gene Ontology annotation, molecular function: small molecule binding. Lineage: Eukaryota; Metazoa; Chordata; Actinopteri; Mugiliformes; Mugilidae. The transcript has 6 exons. The record is from RefSeq and is a predicted model, not a curated record. Bases 80 to 631 code for a protein of 183 amino acids.